GUGCAUUUGCACGCGCGGGCACACUCUUUGGACUGGUCGGGCCGGGCGGGGUUUGACUGCUCAGCGGUCCUGAGGCGGAGAGGAGGCGGUAACUAGUGGACCCUAAUGCUUUAGCCCGGGACAGAAGGGAUAAAGGAGCCAGAGCGAGGGGCAGGGCUGCAGGCGACCCGCAAGGAUUUGAAGUAGCCGCGGCGAACGGCGCCAGGGUCCCGAAAGGUGCGACUCCAGCCGGAGGGAAGAGCGACAGCUCUAGUGGCCGUCCUCCCUUUUGUCUCCGGGCAGGGUCCGCCCGCAGGCGGGGCUUGCGGGGGUCGGGCCACUGGGUGACACCCCUUCCGAGGGCCCACGGAUCUUCCUCACUCCGGGUUGCGGUGGCUCUGGUGAGGACCUGCCCUGGCUUAGGUCGCGGGGAACCUGCGCCCCGCGCCCCCAUUCCCCGUCGGAAGUCGGGGUUAUAGUACUCCGCCACUGACCUGCACUCGUGCAGUCUGACCCGGCAGGGCUGCUGCUCCCGCUCAUGGUUGACAGUGCAGAGAGAGAAAACUUUGAGGGACAAUGGAUGCAAAAGCUCGAAAUUGUCUACUUCAACAUAGAGAAGCUCUGGAAAAGGACAUUAAAACAUCCUACAUCAUGGAUCACAUGAUUAGUGAUGGAGUUUUAACAGUGUCAGAAGAGGAAAAAGUAAAAAAUCAGCCCACGCAACAUCAACGAGCAGCUAUGCUAAUUAAAUUGAUACUUAAAAAAGACAAUUAUUCCUAUAUAUCAUUCUACAAUGCUCUACUACAUGAAGGAUAUAAAGAUCUUGCUGCCCUUCUUCAUAGUGGCAUUCCCGUGCUUUCAUCUUCCAGUGGCAAAGAUUCAAAUGGUGGAAUAACUUCAUAUGUAAGGACAGUGCUGUGUGAAGGUGGAGUACCACAAAGGCCAGUUGUUUUUGUUACUAGAAAGAAGCUGGUGAAUGCAAUUCAACAGAAACUCUUCAAAUUGAAUGGCGACCCAGGAUGGGUCACCAUUUAUGGAAUGGCAGGCUGUGGGAAGUCUGUAUUAGCUGCAGAAGCUGUUCGAGAUCAUUCACUCUUAGAAGGUUGUUUCCCAGGGGGUGUUCAUUGGGUUUCAGUUGGAAAACAAGACAAAUCUGGGCUUCUGAUAAAACUACAGAAUCUUUGCACACGGUUGGAUCAGGAUGAGAGUUUCCCCCAGAGGCUUCCACUUAACAUUGAAGAGGCAAAAGACCGUCUCCGCAUUCUAAUGCUGCGCAAACACCCAAGGUCUCUGUUGAUCUUGGAUGACAUUUGGGAUUCUUGGGUUUUAAAAGCUUUUGACAAUCAGUGUCAGAUUCUUCUUACAACCAGAGACAAGAGUGUUACAGAUUCAGUAAUGGGUCCUAAAUAUGUAGUCCCUGUGGAGAGUGGCCUCGGUAAAGAAAAAGGACUUGAAAUUUUAUCCCUUUUUGUUAAUAUGAAAAAAGCAGAUUUGCCAGAACAAGCUCAUAGUAUUAUAAAAGAAUGCAAAGGUUCUCCUCUUGUGGUAUCUUUAAUUGGUGCACUUUUACGUGAUUUUCCCAACCGGUGGGAAUACUACCUCAGGCAACUACAGAACAAGCAGUUUAAGAGAAUAAGGAAAUCUUCAUCUUAUGAUUAUGAGGCUCUGGAUGAAGCCAUGUCUAUAAGUGUUGAAAUGCUCAGAGAAGACAUUAAAGAUUAUUACACAGAUCUUUCUAUCCUUCAGAAGGAUGUUAAGGUGCCUACAAAGGUAUUAUGUAUUCUCUGGGACAUGGAAACUGAAGAAGUUGAAGACAUAUUGCAGGAGUUUGUUAAUAAGUCUCUCCUAUUCUGUGAUCGGAAUGGAAAGUCGUUUCGUUAUUAUUUACAUGAUCUUCAAAUAGAUUUUCUUACAGAGAAGAAUCGCAGCCAACUUCAGGAUCUACAUAAGAAGAUGAUCACUCAGUUUCAGAGGUAUCACCAGCUGUAUACUCUUUCCCCAGAUCAGGAGGACUGCAUGUAUUGGUACAACUUUCUGGCUUAUCACAUGGCUAGUGCCAAUAUGCACAAAGAACUUUGUGCUUUAAUGUUUUCCCUGGACUGGAUUAAAGCCAAAACAGAACUUGUAGGCCCUGCUCAUCUGAUUCAUGAAUUUGUGGAAUAUAGGCAUAUAUUGGAUGAAAAGGAUUGUGCAGUCUGUGAGAAUUUUCAAGAGUUUUUAUCUUUAAAUGGACACCUUCUUGGACGACAGCCAUUUCCUAAUAUUGUACAACUGGGUCUCUGUGAACCAGAAACUUCAGAAGUUUAUCAGCAAGCAAAGCUGCAGGCCAAGCAGGAGGUUGAUAAUGGGAUGCUUUACCUGGAGUGGAUAAACAAAAAAACCAUCAAGAAUCUCUCCCGCUUAGUUGUCCGCCCCCAUACAGAUGCUGUUUACCAUGCAUGCUUUUCUGAGGAUGGUCAGAGAAUAGCUUCUUGUGGAGCUGAUAAAACCUUACAGGUGUUCAAAGCUGAAACAGGAGAGAAACUUCUAGAAAUCAAAGCUCAUGAGGAUGAAGUGCUUUGUUGUGCAUUCUCUACAGAUGACAGAUUUAUAGCAACCUGCUCAGUGGAUAAAAAAGUGAAGAUUUGGAAUUCUGUGACUGGGGAACUAGUCCACACCUAUGAUGAGCACUCAGAGCAAGUCAAUUGUUGCCAUUUUACCAGGAAGAGUCAUCUCUUAGCCACUGGGUCAAGUGAUUUUUUCCUCAAACUUUGGGAUUUGAAUCAAAAAGAAUGUCGAAAUACCAUGUUUGGCCAUACAAAUUCAGUCAAUCACUGUAGAUUUUCACCAGAUGAUGAGCUUUUGGCCAGUUGUUCAGCUGAUGGAACAUUAAAGCUUUGGGAUGUGAGAUCAGCAAAUGAGAGGAAAAGCAUUAAUGUGAAGCAGUUCUUCCUAAAUUCAGAGGACCCUCAAGACGAGAUAGAAGUGAUAGUGAAAUGUUGUUCCUGGUCUGCUGAUGGUACUAGAAUAAUGGUGGCAGCAAAAAAUAAAAUCUUUCUUUUUGAUAUUUAUACCAGUAGCCUGUUGGCAGAAAUCCACACAGGCCAUCAUAGCACCAUCCAGUACUGUGACUUCUCCCCUCAUAACCAUUUGGCAGUGGUGGCUUUGUCCCAAUACUGUGUGGAGUUAUGGAAUAUAGACUCAUGUGUAAAGGUAGCUGAUUGCAGAGGACAUUUAAGUUGGGUUCAUGGUGUGAUGUUUUCUCCUGAUGGAUCAUCAUUUUUGACAUCUUCUGACGACCAAACAAUCAGGGUCUGGGAGACAAAGAAGGUAUGUAAGAACUCUGCUAUAGUGUUAAAGCAAGAAGUAGAUGUUGUGUUUCAAGAAAAUGACGUGAUGGUCCUUGCAGUUGACAAUAUGAAACAUCUGCAACUCAUUAAUGGAAAAACAGGUCAUGUUGAUUACCUGACUGAAGCUAAAGUUAGCUGCUGUUGCUUGAGCCCACAUCUUCAGUAUGUGGCAUUUGGAGAUGAAGAUGGUGCCAUUGAGAUUUUAGAACUUCUAAACAAUAGAGUCUUCCAGUCCAGGGCUGGUCACAAGAAAGCUGUACGGCACAUCCAGUUUACAGCUGAUGAGAAGACUCUCAUUUCAAGUUCAGAUGAUUCUUCAAUUCAGAUAUGGAAUUGGCAAUCAGAGGAAUAUGUUCUUCUGCAAGGCCACCAGGAAGCAGUGAAAGACUUCAGGCUUCUAAAACAUUCAGGAUUGCUUUCUUGGUCAUUUGAUGGAACAGUGAAGGUAUGGAAUAUUAUUACUGGAAAAAUGGAAAAAGACUUUGUCUGUCACCAGGGUACAGUACUUUCUUGUGAUAUUUCUUCUGAUGCUACCAAGUUUUCAUCUACCUCUGCUGAUAAGACUGCAAAGAUCUGGAGCUUUGAACUCCCUUCUCCUCUACACGAGUUGAAAGGCCACAAUGGCUGUGUACGCUGCUCGGCCUUCUCUCUGGACAGUUCCCUGCUGGCAACUGGAGAUGACAAUGGAGAAAUCAGGAUAUGGAAUGUCUCAAAUGGCGAGCUUCUUCACUUGUGUGCUCCAGUUUCAGUAGAAGAAGGAGCUGCUACCCAUGGAGGCUGGGUGACGGACCUUUGUUUUUCUCCAGAUAGCAAAAUGCUUGUCUCUGCUGGAGGAUAUCUUAAGUGGUGGAAUGUCGAGACCGGAGAAUCCUUACAGACUUUCUACACAAAUGGAACUAAUCUUAAGAAAAUACAUGUGUCCUCUGACUUCAAAACAUAUGUGACUGUUGACAAUCUUGGGCUCAUCUCAUCUAUAGCUCAGAAUAUGAAGAAUUGACUUUUGGAGUUAAAAGCCACUUGACUGCUAAUGUAUAACAGCAAACAUCAACUUUUUAUGUCUUGACUGAGCUUUGUCUUAAUAUUUAAAAGAAACUAAAAAGGAAAAUGGGAAGAUGAGAUAAUGUGAGGAAAGGAAACACCUGCGACGUACAUUGCAGCUCGUGGAGUUGGUCAUGAGGGGGGUUUGGUUGUAGUUGCAGAUGAACAUUUUUAAACAUUUUCCCUGAUGUGUUUUUUGUAUGUGAAAAUACAUUGGACUUUGUAUAUGUAAAGAUUUUUUUAUAUUGAAUGUUUUUGUAUUGAAUGUGUGUGUUUUGAAACCUGUUACUUACAUGAUUUUCUUUUUUUUUUUUUGC
Ictidomys tridecemlineatus (thirteen-lined ground squirrel) is the source of this 4663-nucleotide messenger RNA. NCBI's taxonomy places the organism in Eukaryota, Metazoa, Chordata, Mammalia, Rodentia, Sciuridae. The record is from RefSeq and is a predicted model, not a curated record.